Messenger RNA from Hemicordylus capensis (graceful crag lizard), 2877 nucleotides. RefSeq names its product Bardet-Biedl syndrome 7 (gene BBS7). NCBI's taxonomy places the organism in Eukaryota, Metazoa, Chordata, Lepidosauria, Squamata, Cordylidae. The record is from RefSeq and is a predicted model, not a curated record. Gene Ontology annotation, cellular component: axoneme; BBSome; ciliary basal body. The coding region runs from base 168 to 2318 and encodes 716 amino acids. Gene Ontology annotation, molecular function: protein binding. The transcript has 19 exons. Gene Ontology annotation, biological process: intracellular transport; non-motile cilium assembly; intracellular protein localization.
GCUUUGUCACCAUGGUGAUGGAAGGACUGGCGGUAGUUUAGGCCGCGGUUUUUGCCCGGUACCAAGCAUCGCUUUGGGGAGACAGACAGACGAACAGCCGGGGGCGAUUCGUGAAGGGGAAGCUAUAAACGCGAUUGGCCUUGUUGGAGCGGAGAAGGCUGUCCGCGAUGGACCUGAGCCUGAAGCGGGUGGACUAUCUCCAGGUGGGAGUGACAUCUCAGAAAACCAUGAAGUUGCUUCCUGCAUCUGGACGUAAGGCAACACAGAAGGUUGUCAUUGGAGAUCAUGAUGGUGUUAUUACCUGUUUUGGUAUCAAAAAAGGAGAAGCUGUGCCAGUAUUCAAGACCUUACCAGGAGAAAAGAUUGCACGGUUAGAACUGGGAGGUGCUCUUAAUACACUCCAGGAGAAAAUCUUUGUGGCUGCAGGAUCUGAGGUUAGAGGCUUCACAAAGAAAGGGAAACAGUUUCUUUCGUUUGACACCAACCUCACCGAAAACAUCAAAGCUAUGCAUAUAUCUGGAGCGGAUCUUUUUCUUUGUGCGAGCUAUAUCUAUAACCAUUAUUGUGACUGUAAGGACCAGCACUACUACCUAUCAGGAGAUAAAAUCAAUGAUGUUCUCUGUCUUCCAGUAGAGAAACUUUCUUGCAUUACACCGAUAUUGGCAUGUCAAGAUAGAGUUCUUAGAGUUUUGCAGGGAUCAGAUUUGGUGUAUGAAAUGGAAGUCCCAGGUCCACCUUCUGUUUUAGCUUUGAAUAAUGGAAACGGUGGUGACUCUGGUGAAGAACUUCUAUUUGCGACCUCUGAUGGCAAAAUUGGUCUGGUACAGAUUUCUGGGGUUUCUCCAGAAGAAAAGUGGAAAAUUGGAAAUGAGAAAAAGAGAGGAGGCGUUUUAUGUAUGGAUAGCUUUGACAUUUUGGGAGAUGGAGUUAAAGAACUGCUUAUUGGUCGAGAUGAUGGAAUGUUAGAAAUCUAUAACUUUGAAAGUGCAAAUAGCCCUGUCCUCAGAUAUGAAUAUGCCUUUUCAGAAAGUGUCACAUCUGUCCAAGGUGGCUGUGUUGGGAAGGAGGGCUAUGAUGAGAUCAUAACAUCAACAUAUUCAGGGUGGGUGGCAGGACUUACUACGGAGCCUCUUGAUAGAGAAUGCGGAUCAGGGGAUGAACUAAAGAUGAGUCAUGAAAUGCAGAACAAGAUUUUAUCCUUAAGGAAUGAAUUAGAACAAUUACAGAUCAAGGUUCUUCAAGAGCGUGAAAAGUACCAGCUAUUCUCUCGAUCUAGCACUGCUGUUUCAGCAGUACCAACAUUCAGUGUGAAUGAUAAGUUUACGUUAAACAGAGAUGAUGCCAGCUACAGCCUUGUCCUGGAGGUCCAGACAGCUAUUGAUACUGUCUUGCUACAGUGUGAUGUUCCAAUAGACCUAAAGGAUGUGGACAAAAAUUCAGCAGUUGUUAGCAUUGUUGACUGUGAAUCUGAGCCAAAUGGCAACUUCCUCCUUGCUACAUAUCGAUGUCAGGCAAACACUACAAGGCUGGAGCUUAAGAUUCUGUCAAUUGAAGGUCGGUAUGGGAUACUACAAGCAUAUGUAACUCCAAGAGUUCAACCAAAAACCUGUCAAGUUCAGCAGUAUCAGAUUAAGCCACUUUCCCUACAUCAAAGAACGCAUUAUAUUGAUCGUAACAGGCCCAUGAAUACAUUAACUCUCAAAGGCCAGUUCAGCUUUGCUGAAGUUCAUUCCUGGGUUGUGUUUUGCUUGCCUGAAGUUCCUGAAAAGACACCGGUGGGAGAGAGUGUCAGCUUCUACUUUCAAAACACCUUUUUGGAUACACAGCUUGAAUGUACUUACCGGAAAGGGGAGGGAUACUUCAGAUCUGACAAUAUAUCCACGAUAUCCAUUCUGAAAGAUGUGCUCUCUAAAGAAGCCACUAAAAGGAAAAUCAACCUCAAUAUAUCAUGUGAUAUAAAUGAAGUAUCUGUGAAUCACACCUUGAAGCUAAUUCACCCAAAAUUAGAAUACCAGCUGAUGCUAGCUAAGAAAGUAGAAUUAAUAGAUGCUUUAAAAGAAUUACAGGCUCAUGAAGGAAAUAUGGACUUCCUGAUUCCAGAAUAUCGCAGCAUUUUAGAGGAGGCAGAGCAGCUGCUCCAAGAGCAUGAGAAACAACCUGCAUCCCUUGAAAGACUUUACGGUAUGAUUACAGAUCUAUUCAUAGAUAAAUUUAAAUUCAAAGGUACUAAUGUGAAAACCAAAGUUCCUCUCCUCCUGGAAAUUUUGGGAAGCUACGAUCAAAAUACAUUGCUUGCCUUUUUUGAUAGUGCUGCCUAAGCUGCAAGAAUUGAAACAAUGAAGUCUCUCUAAAUAAAAAGUAGUGGAUGCAAAUCAAAACAAUUGGAAUUUCAUUUUUACAUCAUUUAAAUGUUACUGUAUCAUUUUAUGAAUUUGACACAGAGGCUUGUGUUUUAUUAAGCAUUGUUUAAAAAAUGGCUGAUUUAAAAAUUCAAGAAUAUACCAUCUAUAAAUCAUAUAUAAGAUUUUUUUUUGCUCUGAAUGGUGGUUGAAAUAAUUAGCAAAAUGUGCAGCCAGAUCAAGUAUGUAUAUUCCAAAGAUUAGAAAAUGGGAAAGCAUUCCCCAUUUAUUAGCACUUAAAUAAACUAUACCUAGAUUUUAAUUAUUUUAACCAUGUAAUGUGAAAAUUAGGAAGCUUGGACUCUGGAGCCAUAUGAAAUUGUGUCCAAUACUCUCUGUAUACUGAGUGUUACAGUACUGUAUAUUUUGUGUAUUAUAGAUAAUGAUGUAUAUAGAAAAGAAAAAUGUAACUUACAGCAACUAUAAUUUGUUUAAUUAUUCUAAUUCAUAAAUUUUAAUAAACAAUUUUUAAAGAGUG